GAACUGAAGUCCAGUCAGUUCAGUAUGGCAAAGAAAAGGCAAAUAAAGACAGGGUAUUUGCAAGGUCCCCAAGUAAACCCUUGGUAAGGAAAUUAAUGGAUUGGGAAAUAGUAAGCAGAAAUUCAGCAUCUGAUGAAAGGUUAGAAACACAAAGCCUCCCAUCACGGUCUCCACCUGGAACUCCUAAUCAUCGAAAUUCUGCAUUCACACAAGAGGGAACCCGGUUACGACCAUCGUCAGUUGGUCAUUUGGUAGACCAUGUGGUUCACACUUCCCCAAGUGAAGUAUUUGUGAAUGAGAGAUCUCCAUCAUCAACACAAGCUAAUAGCAUCAUUCUGGAAUCAUCACCAUCACAGGAGACCCCUGGAGAUGGACAACCUCCAGCUUUACCACCCAAACAGUCUAAGAAAAACAGUUGGAAUCAAAUUCAUUCUUCACAUUCUCAGCAAGAUCUGGAAAACCAUAUUAGUGAAACAUUUGAUGUUCCAUCUUCCCCUGAAAAACCUACUCCUAAUGGUGGUAUACCACAUGAUGAUCUUGUUCUAAUCAGAAUGAAACCGGAUGAAAAUGGAAGGUUUGGAUUCAAUGUAAAGGGAGGAUAUGAUCAGAAGAUGCCUGUAAUCGUAUCCCGAGUAGCACCAGGAACACCUGCUGAUCUCUGUGUCCCUCGAUUGAAUGAAGGGGACCAAGUUGUACUGAUCAAUGGUCGGGACAUUGCAGAACAUACCCAUGAUCAGGUUGUCCUGUUUAUUAAAGCUAGCUGUGAGAGACAUUCUGGGGAACUUGUGCUUCUAGUUCGACCUAAUGCUGUGUAUGAUGUAGUGGAAGAAAAGCUGGAAAAUGAACCAGACUUCCAGUACAUUCCUGAGAAAGCCCCACUAGAUAAUGUUCAUCAGGAUGACCAUUCCCUGCGGGAAUCAAUGAUCCAGCUAGCUGAGGGGCUUAUCACUGGAACAGUCCUGACACAAUUUGAUCAACUAUAUCGGAAAAAACCUGGAAUGACAAUGUCUUGUGCCAAAUUACCUCAGAACAUUUCCAAAAAUAGAUACAGAGAUAUUUCGCCUUAUGAUGCUACACGGGUCAUUUUAAAAGGUAAUGAAGACUACAUCAAUGCAAACUAUAUAAAUAUGGAAAUUCCUUCUUCCAGCAUUAUAAAUCAGUACAUUGCUUGUCAAGGGCCAUUACCACACACUUGUACAGAUUUUUGGCAGAUGACUUGGGAACAAGGCUCCUCCAUGGUUGUAAUGUUGACCACACAAGUUGAACGUGGCAGAGUUAAAUGUCACCAGUAUUGGCCAGAACCCACAGGAAGUUCAUCCUAUGGAUGCUAUCAAGUCACCUGUCACUCAGAAGAAGGAAACACUGCCUAUAUCUUCAGAAAGAUGACGCUAUUUAACCAAGAGAAAAAUGAGAGUCGCCAAGUCACUCAGAUCCAGUACAUAGCUUGGCCUGACCAUGGAGUCCCUGAUGAUUCAAGUGACUUUCUGGAUUUUGUUUGUCACGUACGAAAUAAGAGAGCUGGCAAGGAGGAACCUAUUGUUGUUCAUUGCAGUGCUGGAAUUGGAAGAACUGGAGUUCUUAUUACUAUGGAAACAGCCAUGUGUCUCAUUGAAUGCAAUCAACCAGUUUAUCCACUAGACAUUGUGAGAACAAUGAGAGAUCAACGAGCCAUGAUGAUCCAAACACCUAGUCAAUACAGAUUUGUGUGUGAAGCUAUUUUGAAAGUUUAUGAAGAAGGCUUUGUUAAACCCUUAACAACAUCAUCAAAUAAAUAAGAAAGGAAAAGGUCUGAGAUAUACAUUGGAAAACUGUUUUCCAUUAUAUUCACUGUGCCAUAAUACUGCUCGCAGGAAAUGGCAUCUAACAAAAAAAUGAAGAACUCAAAAAAACUUUGAAAACUUCAGCACUGUUGCACUUUAUGUUAAAAAAAAAUGUCACUCUUUCAAAAUCUAUAACUCAUGUAUUGGAAGAUUUUUUCAUGCUCUGCUCCAAACAAAUAGUGAAUAACUCAGUGUGUUCAGGGUAAUUUAUGAAAUUCUGUGGUGGUGCCAUGCAAUCCCCUUUUGGUAGAAUUGCCAUAAACUAGGCUCAUCAUCUCUGUUAUACACCUGUAUCUUGAAAGCAAAAAGAAGUAAACAUCAGGAGUCAGCUCUG
Molecule: messenger RNA, 2154 nt
Organism: Galeopterus variegatus (Sunda flying lemur)
Lineage: Eukaryota; Metazoa; Chordata; Mammalia; Dermoptera; Cynocephalidae
Gene: PTPN4
Product: protein tyrosine phosphatase, non-receptor type 4 (megakaryocyte)
Exons: 15
Coding region: 96-1775 (559 amino acids)
Biological process (GO): protein dephosphorylation
Cellular component (GO): cytoplasm; cytoplasmic side of plasma membrane
Molecular function (GO): protein binding; protein tyrosine phosphatase activity
Source: RefSeq, a predicted model, not a curated record